Lytechinus variegatus (green sea urchin) is the source of this 11476-nucleotide messenger RNA. It is a transcript of the gene ttc28, whose product is annotated as tetratricopeptide repeat protein 28-like. The transcript is spliced from 17 exons. The record is from RefSeq and is a predicted model, not a curated record. NCBI's taxonomy places the organism in Eukaryota, Metazoa, Echinodermata, Echinoidea, Temnopleuroida, Toxopneustidae. Gene Ontology annotation, molecular function: protein binding. The coding region runs from base 1808 to 9529 and encodes 2573 amino acids.
AGAACUACUAUUCUGUUGCAAUUUAGUCUGUUCAUGUUUUUGUUAUAAGGGAGAAGCUUUGAUGCUCCAAUGGUGUGAACAAGAAUCUUUAAAUCCCAUUGGUCAAAGGUAGCAUUAAGUAGAUAUUCUCUUCAUCAUUUGCUCUGGAGUGGUGAUGGUGUCUUGGGACAAAAAUGGUUCAGUACCAAGUCAGCAUCAGAAUCUUCAAGUCCCAUUGGUCAAAGGCUGCAGUUAGUAAGAAUUCCUCUUCACUUUUUGCUCUAGAGUGGUGAAAGUGUCUAUGGACAAAACUGGUUCGUACCAAGUCUACCACUGUAUCUGCCAAUAUUGGAUGGAUUUGAACUGGAGACAGGGCCAACGAUUGAGUGAGAGUUGGAACUACAGUUGAGUGACCAGACACAAAGCCCAGAGCCCAGUCAGUCAAUGAUCAUCAAUAAGAUGGGACAGUGAAUGCUUUAGAACAGUUCUGUUCUUCUUGAACCAACAGGUGGUAUGGCUUACAUCUCGGUGUGUUUGGGUGGACCCAUUUAAAUGAUUCUUCGGCUUUCAAGCAGCUGUAAGAAGAUUCUGCAAUUCUCACGCGUGUAAGACAUGUCUAGAAGAUGCCAUUAUGCUCCAUGUCAUGGGAUAUCUUAAAUGCUUUUUGGAUGAGAGGAAUUGUGCUCGAGAAUAAAAAAUGUCUUGUCUGUCUGUGCAUCUCCAAGUGAUACAUACUCUGAAACACUUUCAUAUUGGAAAAUAAAAGAUAUUAUUUGUUGUUUGCCAACCAACAGAUUACAUUCUCCGAUAAGAAAAGUAUACUUUGAGGAAUGCUUUGACCAUUGGAAGUGAUCGUGUUUGUGUACAUCUACUGCUGCUAUCUUCAUGAGAUGUUAACCUCAGAACUUCAUGCAUUUUGUACAGUAAACUAAAACUGCAAAGUAUAUCAAUCGGACAAUAUGCAACAUUUUUACUACUAAAGGACCUCAUGGGAGACUACAAUUUGCAAGUUUUGUAACCAGCUUAAUCAUGAAGUUUUCUAGAGGAAUGUUUUAAUUUCAAAUUCAAAAAAUGAUACAGUCUCCAUCAGAUUCUUAUUCUGAUUUUUAUUAUUUGGUGAAAAUAAAAAUUAGUUUUGUAGUUUCGUCAUUGAAAUGCAGCCUACGGUGUACAUAUGUACAAUGUUCUAUACUGUAUGGAUAUGGUGAUGAUUGAUGUGAACAUUGAAUAUGACUACAAAACUGCAGUUUUCUAUGUUAGAAUGUGAAAGAACCUGAAUGCUUGGAUGCAGAGAGGAAGAUGCAAACAACUGCCUUGCCAAAGAGUCAUGUACAUUACUGCAUGAAUGAUAUGAAUGCAAAGAAAACUGCACAGAUUUGUGGUCAAUUCUUCUCCAAUGACUAUACUGCUUUCAUUGGAAUUUAGGAAACUGAGAACAACAAUGCCAUGAUGGAAUAUAAUUGGAAUAAGUGUCUGUCACCUCAGGGGUGCUUCACUGAGACAUUGGGAGAAAAUCUGAUUAGAGUCCGCAAUCCUAUUUAGCCAGCCCAGCACAGUAAAUCAUCGCUAAUCGGACACCUUGCAAUUCCUUCAUUCAUUCAUAAUUAUAACAAGUGUUAAGCUGUGUGCACUUCGUCCGUGAUGAUGUUUUCUGAUACAGCAUGAAAGAAAUUUCUAUCCAGAAUUCUUCAGAGAUGACUGGGAAAUAUAUUUUGUUUUGAGAAAUGUACUCUUGGAGAAAGGAUCCUUUUUAUUAAUGCCAGUCUGCCAUAGUUGCAAAUGGUUUGCGAUAACAGAAUUCUAGUGAGGAGGCUUCUGAUACACAAGCAUGAUGAAAUGGCAGCCAGCGAAAAAGGCCUAUUAUCGUCAGGGUGUGGCCCUGCAAUGUCUUGGUCGCCAUGCCGAUGCGUUGGCAGCGUUUGCUUCCGGUCUUGCUCAGGAUCCCAAGAGCCUUCAACUCCUGGCUGGUCUUGUGGAAGCAGCAGUCAAGUCACCACUCAAAGACAACUUCGAACCAACCUACAAGCAGCUUGUGUCUAUGAACCUGGAUAAGAGUCCCUUUGUAAUCAUCUCUGUGAUUGGUCAAGAGCUCCUUGCUGCUGGCUAUCAUGCAUCCUCAUUGGUUGUUCUAGAGUCUGCGCUCAAGAUCGGUACAAGUAGUCUGAAGCUACGAGGAUCUGUCUUCUCAGCAUUGAGUAGUGCUCACUGGGGUCUAGGAAACACUGACAAGGCUAUCUCAUACAUGCACCAAGACCUAUCAGUUGCAAAAUCACUCAGUGACCAUGUAGGUGAAUGUAGGGCUCAUGGAAACCUGGGAGCAGCAUACUUCUCUCAGGGUAACUACAAGGAAGCCUUAACUCACCAUCACUUUCAACUCUAUCUCGCUAUGAAGCAGAAAGAUCGCAAUGUAGCAGCAUCAGCACUCAGUAGUUUAGGUCAUGUAUACUCAGCGAUUGGAGACUUCCCCAAUGCACUCACAACACACAAGCAAUGUGUCACUCUGGCACGACAACUCAAUGACAAACAGUUUGAAGCUCGGGAGAUUGGAAAUGUUGGCGCUGUCCAGCUUGCACUAGGAGAUUUUGACAAGGCAUUGGAAUGCCACAAACAGCACUUGGACAUUGCUAAACAGCUGGAGAAUAGAACUGAGGAAGCGAGAGCAUACAGUAAUUUAGGAAGUGCUUUUCAUUAUCAGAGGAACUUUGAGAAGGCAUCUCAUUAUCACAAUGAGGUGCUGUCAAUUGCGAAGGAACAUGAGAAUCGUGCAAUGGAAGCAAGGGCCUAUGCAGGACUUGGACAUGCUGCCAGGUGUUCAGGGGAUCUGAACACAGGUAAGCAGUGCCAUGAACAGCAACUCAAUAUAGCACUCAGCACCAAAGACAAGGUCAUGGAAGCGAGGGCCUGUUCCAACUUGGGGAUAGUGUAUCAGCAGCAGGGACAGUAUGACACAGCCUUGAAGUGGCACAAAGCACAUAUGAACAUAGCAACGGAAAUGAACGACAGAGCAAGCAUGGGACGUGCAUAUGGUAACAUGGGCAAUGCGUACAGUGCCUUGAACCAGCAUGAACAAGCCAUCAAGUAUCACAAACAAGAACUGACCAUCUCACGUGAAGUAAAUGAUAGGGGAGCGGAAGCAUGCACCCAUGGUAAUCUUGCUGUUGCCUAUCAGGCUAUGAACAUGAAGGACAAAGCCAUGGAGCAUUAUCAGAGCCAUUUAUCAAUAGCUGGUGAACUAAAAGACAAAGCAAGUGAGGCAAGAGCAUUGAGCAACCUUGGUAACUAUUUUAGUUCUAAAGGAGAAUUUCAACAAGCCAUUCCUUUCUAUGAGAGAUACCUCGCAUUAGCCAAAGAGGUCAAAGAUCUAGAAGGACAAGGAAAAGCUUACCAUAAUCUAGGGUAUGCUCUCUACUCAUUAGGAAAUUAUAAGGCCGCAGUACAAUACUAUGAGAAAGAUCUUCUGCUAGCAAGGGACCAGAAGGACAAGGUAUGGAUGGGAAGGGCCUAUUGCAAUCUAGGUCUUGCUUACAGGACGUUAGGUAACUUUGAAAGGGCAGAAGAUUGCCAGAAGUGCUUCUUGACAAUCACUCAGCAGGUCAAGAAUGCUCCUGGCAAGUUCAGGGCUUUGGGUAACCUUGGGGAUAUCUAUAUGGCUAAAAAGGAUACAGAUGGGGCUGUGAGAUUCUAUGAGCAGCAGUUACAACUCGCAAAAGUGGUCAGCAACAAGGCACUUGAAGCUACAGCAUUUGGUGCAUUAGGUGCUGCUCAGAGGAAACUGAAACACUUUGACAAAGCACUGGCACACCACACACAAGAGCUGCAGCUGUACCAGGAACUUAAUGAUCUUAAAGGAGAAUGUAAGGCUCAUAGUCACUUAGGUGCUGUGCAUACUUCAUUAGGAAAAUAUUUGGAUGCUUUCAAAUGUUACGAGGAACAACUGGAAAGAGCGCGAGAGCUUAAUGAUGGACCCAUUCAAGCACAAGCCUAUGGCAAUCUAGGUAUAACCAAAAUGAAUAUGAACCUCUUUGAAGAUGCUCUGGGUUACUUUGAGGAACAACUUGGAGCUCUGGAACAAUUAGGUGGCAAUAUGGUGCUUCAGAAUCGUGCAAGUGCUUUUGCAAAUUUAGCAGAGUGCUAUGAAGCACUGAAUGAUUUAGAAGAAGCUGUAAAAUGUUAUGAACAAUAUCUUCUCAUAGCACAAAGUAUAAGAAAUCUAGAAGAGCAGGACAAAGCUUAUCAUGGUCUAGGAAAUGUCCAUCGAUCACUAGGUAAUCUCCAACAAGCCUCAUUCUGUUAUGAAAAACGUCUACUCUUAGCACAUGAGACAAACUCUGCUACAGCCAAAGCAUCAGCCUAUGGGGAACUUGGUUGCUUACAUAGCCUCAUGGGUAACUUUGAGCAAGCAAUAUCAUGUCUAGAAAACCAAAUGAGGAUAACCCUUGAAGCAAAUGACAAAGCAGGACAGGCUGAUGCAGCUUGUGGACUUGGUGGUGUUUACCAGCAAAUGGGAGAGUUUGAGAAGGCUCUUGAGUUUCAUGAGGAUGACUUGAAGAUUGCAGAGGAAACCAGUAACCUUUCUUGUCAGGGAAGAGCCUUUGGUAAUCUAGGAGUGACCCAUGAAUCUCUGGGUAACUACCAGAAAGCAAUCGUUUACCAAGAACAGCAUCUUAGUAUAGCCGCCCAGGUAAAUGAUAGAGUAGCUAAAACCUUGGCCUAUGCUAGCCUUGGUAGGGUCCACCAUGCCCUGGGCAACCACUCUCAAAGUGUCACCUACUUCAAGCAAGGAUUGCAGAUUGCGAACCAGCUUGGACGCAAAGAGGACGAGGCUAAGAUCAGACACCGGCUUGGUCUUGCUCUCUGGUCCAUCUCAAAACUUGAGGAUGCACAACAUGAGCUCUACCGCGCUGCUGAGAUUUUUGAGGAAAUCCGACGUGAUGCCCAUGGAAGUGGUGAAUACAAGAUCUCACUCUUUGAUGCCCAGUCUGCCUCUUAUCAGGCUCUUCAGCGUGUCUUGGUUGCACUUGACCGUGCAGAUGAAGCUUUGGCAGUUGCAGAACGAGGACGAACAAGAGCGUUUGUGGACCUUCUGAUGGAAAGACAGAGUGGGAAUGAGACAGUUCCUCUAGACACCACUCUAAUGACCAAUGAUCAGAUACAGGAUCUUGUCAGCAGACAGAGCGCUCACAUCCUCUACUUUUCUAUUGCAGAUGGUCAUCUGUACAGCUGGCUAAUGAAUCCAACUGAUGGAAUUGUGAAGUUCCAUGAUUGUGACUUGGCCCACAUUGACAAGGACACCAAGCCUGAUGACCAAUCCUCUACUGCCUCAUCCACUACCUCUCUGCCUUCUCUGAACUUGACUAAUGGCAUUUCCUAUUCCUGCACCGCCCUUUUGGAGCAGUACAUCAGUCAUGCCCGGGAGGCCCUUGGGGUGGACACCCACAUCCAUUACAACGGGGACAUCACCAGUGAGACAGAGUCAGAGGCUGAUGAACUUCUGCAACAGCACUUGGAAGAGCUAUCUGCCAAACUAGAUUCAGACCGUAGUGGCUUCCUCCGCCUCACAAACCGCAAUAACAUCAUCAAUAGCUCUUCCCGAAGCAUAGCUAGCCUGGCGAGUCAGCUAAGUGGUGGGCUAGGAAGCCUCAAUGGAAGCAUCGCCAGACGGGAAGCUGCCAACAAGCUUCUUAGGCACAAGUCAUGGUCUGGUAAACCUCCAUUGAGGGCGCUUUAUGAUGUCUUGAUUGCACCAUUAGAAGAUGCAUUACCACAGCCAAAUGGACCUGAUACACCCAGAACAGACCUGGUGUUGGUGCUAGAAGGAGACCUGUAUUUAGUGCCUUUCUCCAUCUUGAAGGGAGGUUCCUCCACUGAAUCUUUCCAUGAGCGCUUCAAUGUUCGGAUGGUCCCCUCGCUCCGCGCAUUGAACCUCAACUUGUACUGGGAGCAGCGAACUCCAACUAGCAGUGGCAUGCAGCCUGCCCUCAUUGUUGCCAAUCCCAAACUUCCUCCCAGCGUUAUCGACAAGUGGGGAUGGAGUGGAAUGGCUGGGUCUGAACAGGAGGCAUCAACAGUGUCAGAACUUUUGGGAGUCAAAUCCCUGACUGGUGCCUCGGCUACCAAAGAGGGGGUGCUUCGUGGCAUUGAGAGUGCAGAGUGCCUCCAUUUUGCGACCCAUGUUUCUUGGAAGCUUUCAGCUCUGGUGCUGUCACCCAAAGAUCCCACCCACAUACAGAGUGCCUCUCCUAUCCAUCUAACAAGUGCCAAUAAUCCCAACUCACCUGAGCAGCUGGACCUGAAUGACAUGAACAGUCCCGAGCCUCAUGCCCGGAAUGGAUCCCGUCCUGACAUCCCUUCAUUAAGUGACUUCCUCCUAACAGCAGCUGACAUUCUGGAUCUCCAUCUCACAGCCAAGUUGGUGGUCCUCAGUCCAUAUGGCAACGAGGGGCGUGGCGGUGCCCGCAUCACUUCGGACUCUGUCAUUGGUCUGGCCCGAUCGUUCCUUGCUGCAGGUGCCCAGAGCGUCUUGGUUCCUCUAUGGUCCAUGCCAGAGUCAGCGGUUCAAGUCUUCAUCAGAGCUCUCUAUGACAAGCUCCUUGGUGGUAGCAAGGCCAGUCUGGCCGUAGCUGAGGCCAUGAAGAGCGUCAGGGAGGUGAAGCAGUUUGCUCAUCCAUCCAACUGGGCAGGGUUUGCUCUCGUUGGAUGUGAUGCUAGGUUGAGCAACAAGAGUGCCAUGUUUGGUAAUGCCCUAGGUGAUAUCCUAACCACACCUUCAAAGUGCAGAGAUGCCCUCAGAGUUCUGCUUCAUCUGAUCGAGAAGUCUCUGCAGCGCAUCAACCGCGGUCAGACCAAUCCCAUGUACACCACACAGCUUAGCAUCACCAAGAGAGUAGGGCCAGUCCGAGGUUGGCAGGAGCUCCUCAAGUCUGUUGGCUUCAGGUUUGAAGAAGAGAUCUCUUCAUCCAUCCCUCCAUCUGUUUUCUUCCCUCAGUCAGAUCCAGGGGACAGGCUGCUACAAGCAAGCUCCAGUCUCCAGGCUUUGCUAGGACUGACAAACCAAACCAACUUGGCUAUAUCCAAGCUUCUUCCAUUCCCUGAGGCAGCAUUGGAAAUCAUUGAAAUGCUGGGAACAUUGCUCAUUGAGCUGGAGAAGCUGAGACGGGAGCAUAGGGGAGAGAGUCCUGUGCUUGAAGCCAGUAGCUUACACAUCCCUAGCUAUCUAGAAUCCCCUGGAACAGUGCAGAAACACAUGCUCCAGCAUGUGCAGUCUAAGUACAGUAGAGACGGAGAAGGGGGUAUGCAGCUACCAGUCAAUGUCAAGCUGUGGCAGACACCGGGGUGUCAUGAACUCCUAUCUUCAUUAGGGUUUGAUGUGAUAGACAUGGGACCAGAGGAAGUUCUUCUCAUCACAAGGAAGCAAGUCAGUAGAAGAUUCAUCCAUUACACCUUACAGGGUUUACUGGCUAUCUUUAAUCCGUCAGAAGCUCCUAAGACCCUGCCCUUGGAGAGUUUCUCCUCGAUGGAGAGCUUGAACUCUGAGACAUCAGGUACCUCAAUGUCUGGUAUGUCUGGGUUCUCUAUGUCAGCCAUGUCAGGGACAUCAAUCAUCUCCAGUCACUCCCUAAAAUCAGGAGAUGUGCCGGUGUCCAAACCCCCUAAGGUUUCAUCGAGAUCCAUGAUGAGAAGUGUCAAGGAAGGCAGACAGAAUCACCUUCAUGCAACAACAUCCACCCCAAAGGCGCAUAACUGGAGAGGAGAUUUCUCCAAUACUAGCAUGAGUUCAAUGGGUUUGCACAAUCCAGAGUUGUCACCUGUGUCUCCAAGUCCACCUCCUAUUCCUGAAGGGCGGAAGGAGAGUGAUAGCAACAAGAGUGAUAAGCGGUUGGGUCAUCUAGGUAUUCCUCAAGAGGUCUUGGCCUUCCUGCAGGAUGAGAAUGCCUUUAGUCCUGAAUCGGUGCCACCGCCACUGACAUUGAAGGCUGAAAGUCCCGUGUCCAUUAGUUCUCAGAGGUCAUCCAGAGAAUCGUUGAUUGGAGGCACAAAUUCACCUGUUGCAGGGACAGUUAAUCCUGCAUUCAUUGAUGAGACUGAUGACAUUGUCAGUGAGCGUGGCUAUACUCUUGCUGCUUUGAGACGGAUGAGUCCGACAGCCAGAGGGAAGCCUGUAGUAAACAGGCCCAGUAGGUCACCAUCACCAGGAGAUGUCUUCUUGCCAAAUGCAGCUGCGACCAGUCUGGGACAGACUUCAAAGAAUAGUAGCAGGGGCAACAGCCCAUCAGGAAAAUCAGCCGUAGCUGGAAGGGCAAGACGACAAAGUAGCACUGACAGUGUUGAUAGUACUACUAAGGGUGCCAGGCAAAAAAGCAGGACAUCACCUCUGCAGACCCUUGGUCAUGAGAACAUUGCCAUGAAGAUUCUGAAGGACACCAUGAAGCACAUGACUGCUGUAGAACGCAUGCAGCAAUAUUCUGAUCUCCAGCACAACAGGGAGAAGCUUCGUAGGAACAGCAGCCAGGAUCGAGCUAGCCCCUUGGAACAAGAGACCAAAUUCAACAGUACUUCCAGCAACAAUAACAACAGCGCUGCCACUAGCAAUAAAAGUGCUGCUCAGGUUAAUAAUCCUGUUUCUGCAACAGUGGUGGAGAGUAAGAUACAGCAUCAUACAGCUAAUGCAGAGAGCAUGUCGGCUCCUACCACUUCAUUGGUUGGACGAUUGGAGAAGGCGGGUAGGAAGCCUCCGCCUCCUAUCAAAGCUAAACCUCUCUUUGACAAGUCUCGUAAUUUGACAGCUAAUAACCAAAGCACCCAUUCCAAGCCAAAUGGUAGCAUUCCUCAUACGACUAAUGGAUUUAAUCCACAAGGGACCAACUCUAUUAAUGGUCCCACAAGAACUACUUUUGGACCAAUACCAUAUAGACCCAAUAAUAGUCAUCCAAGAGAAUCAAGGACUAGUGAUAGUAGUGACAAGAGUUCAGAUUACCCUCGUAGUUCUAUCUCUAGUGAUCCUGACAGCAGCCAUCAGACCCCACCAUACAACAGUCAUUCCAUUCAUAACAAGUCUACCUUGCCACUAACCAAGCCUAUCAGCUACUCUUCACCACCAGACUACAAACAAGUCAUGCUGUCACGCCAAAAGAAUCUUAAUCCAAGUCCCAAUAAUACUUCAGAUCACUCCAGCAGUUCACCAUCCACCCAGCUUUCAUCAGGUCAGAAUAUUGGUAGACGACCCGGCAGCGCCCUCAGUACUAACAGUAGCCUCUACUCAUCCACAUCCUCCAUUCAAAGCGUGAUACAUGUACCAACAGCAGGGUCUGCAAACAGGCAGACACCGCCCCGACAGCUUGCCACUGCCAGACAAGGAAGCCUGGACAGUAAUGCUUCAACAGACAGUCUAGGUCUCACCAUGUCCCCACGUACACCUCAGUCCCCAAACAGACCGUUGAUGAAUGGAGGCAUCCGCUCACCUCUAGCCUCACCGAGGGAUCACACGGUAAUGACCAAAGAUGGGGAACGGAAGAUUGUUGGCCAGAGGGUAUUCCAGUCUUCCCCUUGCUAGCAAAGAUAACACUCUUAUUACAGAUGAUGUAUUGUUGUACAUUGUGUGCAAAAUAUGACUUACACAUACCCAUCCUCCGUUGAAACACAAAUAUGAACAGUAUUGAAUCGCUUGCAUGAUUUCUUCAAGAUGGUGUUGAUAGUGUGGCAAAUGCUCUUUAAGACUAGCUCUGUUAACAAUUCCUUGGAGUGAUUCAUGAGCAAUUUGUAAGAAUUAAGGUCAACUUGUGGCUAAGAAAGGAAUGAUUAUUCAUGUGAAACUAUGAGUGUGAUGAAAAAAGAAGCAUGUUACUGCAUUUUAUAUGUUACCUAUGGUGGUAAAUAUUGGUGAUUAUGUAAAAAAAAUAUGUGCCCUCAGACACUACCAAAGACAAACAACCACAGAGAUAAAAUAAGUGCUCAAUAACAUGUUUCCAUGAGCUGCAUAGUUGCCAACAAAUUUUAUAUAGGUCAACAUUUCACAAGCCAAAGAUCUCACUCUCCAUUGCAUUUUAACCAAUUUGAAAAAAAAUCUAUGGGUGUUUUAAAAAAACAUUUUCUGACUUGACACUUGGUUUCAAAAUUGGGUCUGUGAUUUAUAUUCUUUUAUAUGAAUAAUAGAUAUGAAACAAUUCAAAAUUAGUUCUCUACGAAAAAACGUUUUUGUGGAUCUUUUAAUUUUAACUUCUCAGGAUACAAUUUCCAAACCCAAUAAACAGUUGAAGAUAUUUCUUGAAAGCAGCGAUAACUAAACUUUACAUUGAUGAUUUCAUUCCAGUUGGUUAUUAUUGUCAUAAAAGCCUCUUAUCCAUUGGAUUAAUAUGAUCUUCUGAACAAUAAGUGUUGGUUGGUAUCAUUUUAGUUUUUAUAUAUCUUUUCCUCAUCUAAAUGAAUUUAAUGUGCAACUCAUUAUAUGGUAAAUUCAGGAUGAACAUGCCUUUGGGCAAUGUUGCUAGGGUAAGAUAAAUCUUGAAUAUGCUGAAAUACAAUGCACUUGUUUUAUAAUGACGCAGGGAUUUAACUUUCAUAAGUUCCUUUAGACAAUGCACGUUCUCACCAUUUUCUUGUGAUCUGAUGAUAUAAUGAAUGCACAGCUAAAAUCAUUCUCUUUUUUUGGAGACAAAAAAUCACACUUUAUGUAAUUUGCAUCACAUUACCAAUUGGGGAGCUGUUCGCAUGUGAUAUAUUUAUUAAAAAAAGACUCUUUUAAGUCCAUAACUUUGUAAAUCUCUGAUAGAUUUUUUCUUGGAUAAAUAUUCACCAAAUAUUCAACCAUGCAUUUCUUCUGUUUUUCUGCUUCUAUGAAAACGACUUCAUGCUAGAUUGAACAUCCCUUUUAAUAUUCAUAUAAAUAACAGGACUUUUCACACAGUUGACAUUCAUCAAAUGAAUAUUACUUUGUCUUUGAGCUCAGUACUUAGUACAUGCCAUAUAAGACGGAUUAUUCAGGAGUAUCUUAAAUGAAUUUACAAGUGCCUGUGUGAUGAUUAAUUUCCUUUUAUUAAGGCAUUCCAUUUUAUUUUGCUUGAUUUUUACUGUAAUUAUUAACAGUAAUUUCUAUAUUUUUACACUAUGCCUUCUUUUAGGACACAGUUUUGUUCUGCAUUAUUAUAUCUGCAAUUUUUUUUGCAAAUGUACUCCCUUGAAGGUGUUUAAUCUCAUGUUUGCAGCCACUGUGUUCAUAGUUGUAUUCUAGUAUUGUUUGGUUCAAUGCUUCCAUUUAUGAUGUUAAGAAUUAACUUAUUGAAAAAAUGAAAUGCUAGAAAUUCAAAUUGAUUAAUUGUAUUAUAAGUGUGCAAAUAUAGGUCACCUGAAGUACAUACUAUAUUAUUACUGUAAAUAUGUACAUAAAUGAAAUGUUGCUCAUUUUAAACCAAAUUCACAACUUUAUAGCUGACAUUUUUCAUAUUAAAACUAAGUGUAAAUAAAUUUGUAAUAUAAUGCUUAAGAGCAUUUCUAUUUAUAAUUC